UUCAAAUGAAUUUGUGUAGUUGAAAAGUAUACGGCGUCCAUACCGAGUUAUAUGAAAAGUUCAGUCUGUUCCCGUUCGUCAUUCUAUAGGCAUAAUAAUAUUCGACUCUGCAUUAUCUGGGUAUACGUGGUGAGCGAAGGUAACAUCAGUUCGUGUUGCCUCUACUUACCGACCGCUUACCGGAUUGAGUUGCGCGUGUAGGGGAGGACACAGAGGGCGCUGCUUGUCAAUGAAUUUAUGUCCGCCAUUUUCGAUUACGAAAAGCCCCAUAAAGCUAGCAGUCUUUAUAUACCUUCAGUCAACGUUUGUACAUCUGCGGCAUUUUCUCCAGAAUCUCCAGGACAAUGUAUCUAGAAAUCAAUACACCUUGUGCAGGCGCAGGCGCGAUGCUGAAUGCGAGCAACGCAUGUCACACACAACGAUGGAAUUGUCAGUGUAUUUUGUAAUUAUUGACAGAAAGUAUCCCUGUUAAUUGUUAAACUGACUUACCUUCAGUUUAUAGUCUUCCAGAGGAAUUAUUUUAUAUCUUAAAAAUGGCUCGCGAUAUACACGGGAAAGUUUAUCUGGGAUAUGAGGAUGAAUGUGUUACAGAAAAGUAUCGCUGUCUUGUGAAUUUUACUACAAAUAAAAUCGGCGGUAAACCGGAUUGGCACUACAGUAAAACAUCCGAUUCAACACCUCGAUGCAGUCUCUGUGGCCUGCAACAAUUAUUAGCCUUGCAAGUUUAUGCACCUUUAGAAAACUCCAAGUACCACCGUACGCUGUACAUAUUUACGUGCAUUAAUCCAAAUUGUUGGAACCAAAAUGAAAGCUGGACUUGUAUUCGAGUACAAUCAAUCGAAGAUACGACGAGCACAAAUGCUUCAGCCAGUAGUAGCGUUCGAACAGAUUCAGCGACAAACUGGUUGUCUGAUGCAGAUGAUUGGGGGAAUGAUUCCAAUGAUAAUAUGGCAGAGCAGAAUGGAAAUAACGUAGCAUUUAAUCAAAAGCAAUUCAAUCUUUCCUCAUGGAACAAGAGCUUGGAACAAGAUUUUAGUAAUGAUUUUUCAAAACUGUAUGUCGACGACCCUAAUGCUAACAGCCCUACAGGUAUAGAAAGUCCCACAAUCGGUGGAGGAGGAGCAGUAGGAAGACUGGAUUCACCUCAUGCUUCUGCUGAAAUAGAAGGUGAAGAAAAUGAAGUAAUCUGCAUUGAUACGCCGACAAAGCCGCAACACGAUCUGAUCAGUCUACUGCACGAAGUUACACCUCUGCCCGUGCAGCAUGUAGAAUCAAAGGAUGAGGUUUGCCUAACAUUCUCGGAAAUAUUUGUCUUUGUUGAAGAAGAAGAUUAUAACUCUCACGUGCCGCAGCAUGUUCGUGAUUUACUUCUUGAAUAUCAACAAUCUAAUCCUGACUCCAUUCCUAAUUCUCCCGUUGAAUCUGGAGCUGGCAAGGCGACUGAUACUGCUCUAGAAAAAUAUGAGAAAGGAAUUCCAGUUCAUGGAGAUGAGAUGUUCCAUGAUUUCAUGUCUAGACUACAGAUGAAUCCUGGACAGAUUCUCAGGUACUCGCGAGAUAAUAAUGCCGUGUUGCUACCAUACCCGAUGGCAGGAAGUGUUGGUAGAUGCAAGCAUUGUGGAGAAGAGAUGACAUUUGAAUUACAAAUAUUAUCAACUGUGAUACCAAAGUUAAAAUUGACCACUCAACAGGAGCAAGAUUUCCAGAUUGAGUUUGGGACAGUUUUAAUAUACACCUGUUUGCGCAGCUGUUGGUCCUCGACAGAUACAUACAGAGAUGAGACAAUUAUUGUGCUACCAGAAAAAUUAUGUUAAUUUUCGAUAGAGGUCUGACUGAGAACAAUAUUUUGGAAACGUACACUAAGUAAAAUAUUCAGUCAACUUUCUAGGAGAUACCGUCCAAUAAUCGGUAUAUACCUAAUAGAACUGCUACCGAAUAGCAAGGGUAAUUUAAGUCAAGGGGAAUCUGUGGUCUGAUUAUAUACCCUACCUCUAGCCAUAAAUGUUCCUGAAACAAAAUUCAGUAUCUGUUGCUUGUUAGAAUGUUAUUCUUCAAACAAGGAUCUACUAUGUACUAUUCAGAUGACAUAUAUACGCAAAUAUAAAUCAGAACAGUUA
Messenger RNA from Neodiprion virginianus, 2117 nucleotides. RefSeq names its product programmed cell death protein 2-like (gene trus). Lineage: Eukaryota; Metazoa; Arthropoda; Insecta; Hymenoptera; Diprionidae. The transcript has 4 exons. The coding region runs from base 534 to 1814 and encodes 426 amino acids. Gene Ontology annotation, cellular component: cytoplasm. The record is from RefSeq and is a predicted model, not a curated record.